GGGCGGGGCCUGUUGUGUCCCGUGACGGAAGUGCGGCGGCGUGCGGUUGAGCGGGCUUUUUAUAAGUUGUUGUGGCGGUGAGGCCGAGGUAACGGUGCGGAGCGGCUUCGCUCGCUGCCCGGGCGCAGGGACUCAGCGCCAGAGGGAGGGAGCGGGUCUGGGAGGACUGCUGUUGCGAGCUGGCGUUCUGGUGUCUUCACUGGCCUGUCUGCCGCCGCGUCCUUGGGUUUCCGCAGCUCCCUCCUCCCGCGCGGGCUACACUCUCCGCCCUCCUGGUGGAGUCUUCUCUCCGUCAGGGUUCAGCUCCUGCGUCUGAGACAUCUAAUCCCGUUUCACGUCUGGCCCGGUCACGGCCCGCAUCGCCAGCCGCCGCGCUUCCAAGUUUGUGUUUACGUGUUGCUCUCGGGGGAGCCCCGGCGCCAAAACCCGGGCGUUUCCCGUCCCGGAGCCGUGCUAUUCUCAGAGCCUCUGGACGAAAGGUGCUGCGCGCCUCGCACUCGCCUGGUAGUUCUUCGUCUCUGGUUUUUCGGCUGAAUUUAGCAAAUGCACCUGGUGAGAUAGAUUUCAGCUUGUUCCGCUUCUGGGUGCUCGUCUCUCGUGUUCCCUGGUAUGUGCAACAAUGGACCAGAAAAUAAUAUCUUUAGCAGCAGAAAAAACAGCAGAUAGACUGCAGGAAUUUCUUCAAACCCUGAAAGAAGAUGAUUUGGCUAAUCUCCUUCAGAACCAGGCAGUGAAAGGAAGAGCUGCCGGAGCACUCCUGCGAGCCAUCUUCAAAGGUUCCCCCUGCUCUGAGGAAGCUGGAGCUCUUAGGAGACUUAAGAUAUACGUUUGUUGUAUCCACUUAGUGGAAUCAGGGGAUUUGCAGAAAGAAGUAGCGUCUGAGAUCAUAGGAUUACUAAUGCUAGAGGCUCACAAUUUUCCAGGAUCAUUACUGGUUGAAUUAGCCAAGGAGUUUAUUGGUGCUAUCAAAGAGGGCAGCUUAACAAAUGGAAAGUCUUUGGAGUUAUUACCCAUUAUUCUCAGUGCCCUCGUUGCCAAUAAGGAAAAUCUGGCUUAUGGAAAAGGUGCACUGAGCGGGGAAGAAUGUAAGAAGCAGUUGAUUAACACCCUGUGUUCUGGCCGAUGGGAUCAGCAAUAUGUAAUCCAGCUCACCUCCAUGUUCAAGGAUGUCCCUCUGACUGCAGAAGAGGUGGAGUUUGUGGUGGAAAAAGUGUUGAGGAUGUUCUCCAAGUUGAAUCUUCAAGAAAUACCACCUCUGGUCUAUCAGCUUCUGGUUCUCUCCUCAAAGGGAAGCAGAAGGAGGGCUUUGGAAGGAAUCAUAACUUUCUUCAAUGAGCUAGAUAAGCAGCACAAUGAGGAACAGAGUGGUGAUGAGCUAUUAGAUCUUGUUACCGUGCCAUCAGGCGAACUGCGUCAUGUGGAAGGCACCAUUAUUCUACACAUCGUGUUUGCCAUCAAACUGGACUGUGAACUAGGCAGAGAACUCCUGAAACACCUAAAGGCAGGACAGCAAGGAGAUUUCAGUAACAACAUAUGUCCCUUCAGCAUUGCCCUCCUGCUCUCUGUAACAAGAAUACAAAGAUUUGAGGAACAGGUGUUUGACCUUUUAAAAGCUUCAGUUGUAAAAAGCUUUAAGGAUCUUCAGCUUCUCCAAGGCUCAAAAUUUCUUCAGAAUCUAGUCCCUCAUAGGUCAUGUGUUUCAACCAUGAUCUUGGAAGUUGUAAAGAAUAGUGUUCAUAGUUGGGAUCAUGUUACUCAGGGCCUGGUAGAACUUGGCUUCAUUUUAAUGGAUUCAUAUGGGCCAAAGAAGAUUCUUGAUGGAAAAACUAUUGAAACCAGCUCAGGUCUUUCAAAAACAUCAAACCAGCAUGCAUGUAAGCUGGGUGCUAAAAUCCUAUUGGAAACUUUUAAGAUCCAUGAGAUGAUCAGACAAGAAAUUCUGGAGCAAGUACUCAACAGGGUUGUUACCAGAGCAUCCUCUCCCAUCAGUCAUUUCUUAGAUCUGCUUUCAAAUAUCAUCAUGUAUGCACCCUUAGUUCUUCAGAGUUGUUCUUCUAAAAUCACAGAAACUUUUGAGUAUCUAUCUUUUCUGCCCCUUCAAACUGUACAAGGGCUGCUGAAAGCAGUGCAGCCCCUUCUCAAAGUCAGCAUGUCAGUGAGAGAUUCCUUGAUACUUGUCCUUCGGAAAGCCAUGUUUGCCAGCCAGCUUGAUGCCCGAAAAUCUGCGGUUGCUGGCUUCUUGCUGCUCCUCAAGAACUUUAAGGUUCUGGGCAGCUUGUCGUCCUCUCAGUGCAGUCAGUCCAUCGGCAUUAGCCAGGUCCACGUGGAUGUUCACAGCCGUUACAAUUCUGUUGCCAAUGAAACUUUCUGCCUUGAGAUCAUGGAUAGUUUGAGGAGAUGCUUAGGCCAGCAGGCUGAUGUUCGACUCAUGCUUUAUGAGGGUUUCUAUGAUGUCCUUCGAAGGAACUCUCAGCUGGCUAAUUCAGUCAUGCAGACUCUACUUUCCCAGUUAAAACAGUUCUACGAGCCAGGACCCGACGUGCUGCCGCCGCUGAAAUUAGAAGCUUGUAUUUUGACCCAAGGAGAUGAGAUCUCUCUACAAGAACCACUGGAUCACCUGCUGUGUUGUGUCCAGCACUGUCUGGUCUGGUGUAAGAGUCGAGUGAUGCCCCUACAGCAGGAGGAAGAGGAGGAGGAAGAGUUCUACCAAGACUUAGAGGAGAUGUUGGAGUCCGUUACUAGUAGAAUGAUUAAGAGUGAACUAGAGGACUUUGAACUGGAUAAAUCAGCAGAUUUUUCUCAGAGCACUAGUGUUGGCAUCAAAAACAGUAUCUGUGCUUCUCUUGUGAUGGGCAUUUGUGAGGUUCUGAUAGAAUACAAUUUCUCCAUUAGUAAUUUUAGUAAGAACAAGUUUGAGGAGGUUCUGAGCUUAUUUAUGUGUUACAAGAAACUCUCUGACAUUCUUAACGAAAAAGCUGGUAAAGGCAAAACUAAAACGGCCAACAAAAUGGAUAGUUUUUGGUCCAUGAAGUUUGUGUCUGAUCUUCUCACUGCCCUUUUCAGGGACAGUGCCCAAAGCCACGAAGAGAGCCUUUCUGUUCUGCGGUCCAGCCCUGAGUUUAUGCGCCAUGCAGUGAGCGUAGCUCUGCAGAAGGUACAGCAGCUCAAGGAGACCGGGCAUGUGAGUGGCCCUGAUGGCCAAAACCCGGAGAAGGUCUUUCAGAAUCUCUGCGAUAUAACUCGGGUCUUACUUUGGAGAUAUACUUCCAUUCCUACUUCAGUGGAAGAUUUGGGAAAGAAAGAGAAAGGAAAGAGCAUCUCACUGCUGUGCUUGGAGGGUUUGCAGAAGAUAUUCAGUGCUGUGCAACAGUUCUAUCAGCCCAGGAUUCACCAGUUUCUCAGGGCUCUGGAUGUCACAGAUAGCAAGGGAGAAGAGGUGGAAGGCAGCGUCACUCACAGAGCAGCGUUCCAGAUCCGGCAGUUUCAGAGGUCCUUGUUGAACUUACUUAGCAGCCAAGAGGAAGACUUUCACAGCAAAGAAGCCCUCCUGCUGGUCACCGUUCUCUCCAACUUGUCCAAGCUGCUGGAGCCGUCCUCCCCUCAGUUUGUGCAGAUGUUAUCCUGGACGUUGAAAAUUUGCAAGGAGAACAGCCAGGAGGAUGCCUCAUUUUGCAAGGGCUUGAUGAGUUUGCUCUUCAGCCUCCACGUGCUGUACAAGAGUCCAGUCAUCCUGCUGCGUGACUUGUCCCAGGAUAUCCAUGGGCAUCUCGGAGACAUAGACCAGGAUGUAGGGGUGGAGAAAACAGACCACUUCGCAGUGGUGAAUUUGAGAACAGCUGCCCCUACUGUUUGUUUACUUGUUCUGAGUCAGGCUGAAAAAGUCCUAGAAGAAGUAGACUGGCUGAUCACCAAGCUUAAGGGACAAGUGAGCCAAGAAAUUGUCUCAGAAGAGGCCUCUUCUCAGGCAACCCGACCUAAUCAUCCCAUCGAGAAAGCCAUCAUCAUGCAGCUGGGAACUCUGCUUACCUUCUUCCACGAGCUGGUGCAGACGGCCCUGCCAUCGGGCAGCUGUGUGGACAUCUUGUUAAAGGACCUUUGCAAAAUGUACACCAUCCUCACAGCACUUGUCAGAUAUUAUCUCCAGGUGUGUCCGAGCUCCGGAGGAAUUCCGAAAAAUAUGGAGAAGUUGGUGAAACUGUCCGGUUCUCAUCUGACCCCCCUAUGCUACUCUUUCAUUUCUUACAUACAGAACAAGAAGAGUCAGAGCCUGAAAUGUACAGGAGAGAAGAAGGGGAAAGCCGCCGCCGUUGCCAUAGCCAUGGCCAGAGUUCUUCGGGAAACCAAGCCAAUCCCUAAUCUCAUCUUCGCCAUUGAACAGUAUGAAAAAUUCCUCAUCCACCUUUCGAAGAAGUCCAAGGUGAACCUGAUGCAGCACAUGAAGCUCAGCACCUCUCGGGACUUUAAGAUCAAAGGCAACAUCCUGGACAUGGUUCUUCGAGAGGAUGAGGAUGACGGACACGAAAAGGGCACUACGUCAGAGCAUGAGGGACAGAACAGAGAACCAGCCAAGAAAAAAAGGAAAAAAGAAAUGCCUGAGUUAAUGUGAACUUUGGGGCUUCUGCUUUUUUUUUUUUUUUUUUUUACCCAACAAGCAACAGUGCCCCCUUGUCCUACAGCCUGCACCGCUGGUGGCAUCUUGGCUCUGAACCCACUGAACUCCACUGCACUUUCCCUCGGGGGCAGUCGUUCCCGGCAGGUCCUGCUCCUGCAGGGGGCUGGCCUCCCGCGAGCCCUUUCUCAAACAGCACAGCUGCGCGCCUGAGUGUGGUAGCCCGCACUGCCCCGACGGCGCUCCAUGGGAGCAAAUUUGGGGCCUGCAGGCAGAGCUGCUGUCCGGGCCGGCGUCACGGUUCCAAGGAGCCUUUGGUGAGUUCAAUGAUCUGGUAGAUAUCCAGCGCUUCACCUGAAAGAUAGAUAGUGCAGGGUGGUGAGCGGUGCCCGGGAGCCAGCCGAGCAACUGCAGGGUAUGGGAAGGUGCCGUCUGGUUUCUUUCUGUAUAAGUAAGUUUGUGUCAGCUUAUUUUCUUUUUAAAUGUAUCUUUCUGCUUUGUUUGCUAUUCAAAGGACAGUUGUUUUCACCUAAGAAUGCACUUUGAUCUUAUACAAGAAAUCUUAAAAUAUAUUUCUGGUGUGGUCGAAGAGGA
Messenger RNA from Ailuropoda melanoleuca (giant panda), 5203 nucleotides. RefSeq names its product FA complementation group I (gene FANCI). Gene Ontology annotation, molecular function: DNA polymerase binding. Lineage: Eukaryota; Metazoa; Chordata; Mammalia; Carnivora; Ursidae. Gene Ontology annotation, biological process: DNA repair. The record is from RefSeq and is a predicted model, not a curated record. The coding region runs from base 620 to 4606 and encodes 1328 amino acids. The transcript is spliced from 38 exons.